AUGACUUACGCUCCAACGGCGCAAGGAUGGAGGAUGAUCAUCAUCGUUUCCGUCUUGGUGUUGCUGAGUACCAUAGCAGUUGGCUUGCGAUUGUACGCUCGAUUGAAGCUCGGGGUGCCGCUUCUUAUCGAUGAUCACCUAUGCUUCGUAGCGAUGUUCUUGAUGUAUGGGAUGCUGAUCCAAUUGGUGCUCUGGUGCACGAUUGGUGGCAAUGGAUCUUACAUAGAGGACUUGACCCCAUACGAAAUAACCAAUUUCUUCAAGAUCUUUCUCGCCAAUCAAUUCACUUACUUCUUCCUCUCCCCGACGAUCAAGAUUUCUAUCGUCUGCUUCUUCCAAAGAAUCUUCUCGGUAUCCCAGAAGUUCCAUUACGUAGCGAUUAGCGUCAACUGUCUCAUUGCUGUUUGGGGCGCCGGCAUCGUCUUCACCUGCGGACUACAAUGUCGACCCAUCAGGGCUUUCUGGGACCGUAGUAUCGAUGGAAACUGCAUACCGGUCAACACCUUCGUCAUAACCAAUCAAGUGUUCAACGUUAUUAUGGACUUCGUCCUCCUCGCCUUACCAUUGCCACUCAUUUGGAACUUGCGAAGAUCCUGGCAGGAAAAGCUGGCUCUCACCGGCAUCUUCGCUUUGGGAGGAUUCGUCUGCUUCGCCAGUGUUUACCGGAUCGCCUCCCUGCUCAUCAUCGUACCCGCACAAAUAACCAAUACCGUCUACCAAGCCACGCUCUGGACUCACAUCGAGCCCUCCGUCGGCAUCAUCUGCGCUUGUCUCCCGACCAUCCGUGGUCUCUUUUCCUGGCGCCGUAUGGGCGAUCAGUCCGAGAACAGCACUGACGCCGUGUCAUACGCAAAAGGCUCUAAGCCUGGACUCUCCUCGACAGACACCAAGUCCGAAUACAUUCGCAUGGCCGACACGAACCAAUAUCGCGCCGGGGAGACGGACGAGGAGAGCCUGGUGCGCCACGCGGAGGAGGAUAGCAAGAUCACUGUCCGUACCGACAUCGAGAUAACCAACGACGGGUCCAAGACGCCGAAAUCCCAUCUGGCGCACAUGUCGGUCCAGCAAUUGAAGCUAUAA
Drepanopeziza brunnea f. sp. 'multigermtubi' MB_m1 is the source of this 1080-nucleotide messenger RNA. RefSeq lists its product as uncharacterized. The record is from RefSeq and is a predicted model, not a curated record. NCBI's taxonomy places the organism in Eukaryota, Fungi, Ascomycota, Leotiomycetes, Helotiales, Drepanopezizaceae.